UCCUUAUGUCUCAUGAAAAGAGACGCAGCGACUUGAUGAAUAACAGUUUUGACGAUGGAUUACGACUAUAUACCCUUUCACAGGGAGAAAGACUUUCAUAAUCGAUGUUGCGGCGGAAAGCUCUGGUGUAUCAAGGACAUAUGUGGAAUCAUAUGUGCAAUACUGACAUGGCUGCUGAUUAUUUACGCAGAAUUCGUAGUGAUGGCAGUGAUUCUUAUUCCUACAAUAAACACGGUGUAUUCCAGCUUAAACAUGGCCAUCUAUCAAUCUCUCACAUUCCUGGCCUUUGCGUCGCACUUGAGAACCAUGUUUACCGAUCCGGGUGCAGUACCCAAAGGUAAUGCAACGAAGGAGAUGAUACAACAGAUGGGGUUCAGACAGGGACAAGUCAUUUUUAAGUGUCCGAAAUGUUGUUCCAUUAAACCCGAGAGAGCGCAUCAUUGCUCCGUUUGCCAAAGGUGCAUUAGGAAAAUGGACCACCAUUGUCCAUGGGUUAACAAUUGCGUGGGAGAAAAUAAUCAAAAAUAUUUUGUACUUUUUACUUUUUAUAUAGCUGUCAUAUCGUUACAUUCUCUAUUUCUGAGUAUACAACAAUUCACAAUGUGUCUCAGACAAGAAUGGAGAGAGAGCUGCUCUACAUUUAAUCCGCCGGCCACGGUGGUAUUAUUGUUAUUUUUGGCAUUGGAAGCACUUUUGUUCGCCAUAUUUACUGCUGUGAUGUUAGGCACGCAACUGCAAGCCAUUUGGAACGAUGAAACCGGUAUAGAACAGCUUAAAAAAGAGGAAGCCAGAUGGGUUCGCAACAGCAGGUGGAAAUCUAUUCAAGCGGUGUUCGGUAGAUUUUCGGUAGCCUGGUUUUCACCUUUCACCUCGCCGCCUAAUGCAAAAACGAACUUAGACUCUUAUCUAUAUUCGGUCUGAAUACUAUUUUGAUACAUGUAACCAUGACUCUCAGAGGAAUAUUUAAUGUAUAUAUAAAAGUUAAUUAUGAUAUAUAAGUAGAUUAUACAGCCUGUAACUCUGUAAGGAGGUAUUGUAUUCAGGGAGAUUACGUAACAUCGAUGCUCUUGUAUGAUCUCCUGUCCCGCGUAAUGGGAUUUUAUCUAUAUCAUUUCCCGAAUUUUUGUUCAUCACACUCGAGAAGAGAACACAUAUCUUUUGUGAUAGCGAAAAUACUGAAAGAACAUCCUAAGAAAUUUAAUAUUAUAUUAUUAUCAUGUGGUUGUAAUUAACUGUACAUUUACAUCUUUUGUAAGAUUUCUAUUCAUUACCGUCACGGCCAUAUGUUUAAGUUUCUUUUAAAGUUGAUACACACGACUUGUAUAGAUACAUGUAAUAUAUGAAACGAUUUAUGCAAUUGUAAGCG
Molecule: messenger RNA, 1366 nt
Organism: Ooceraea biroi (clonal raider ant)
Lineage: Eukaryota; Metazoa; Arthropoda; Insecta; Hymenoptera; Formicidae
Product: palmitoyltransferase ZDHHC3
Molecular function (GO): palmitoyltransferase activity
Source: RefSeq, a predicted model, not a curated record